AUGGCCGAAGAAGAAGUAGACUGGGAUGAUGACUGGCGAGGAGCAGGUCAGCCUCAUCCGGAAAUAUCAGGAAAUGAGAAUGGAGAUGAAACUGAAAAUGGGAAUGGCAAAGAUGACGAUGCUGUGAUUUCGUUAGAUGGAGAUGGGGUGGAAGAGGUAGCUGAGGUGGAACCUACGCCGAGUCGAAACAAAGUACCUCCAACCGGUCCAAGGAGAGGUACGAAUGCUGCUCCUGAAAAUAAAAUUGAAAAUGGUGGCUCAUCACCUCUCCCACCUGGAUGGACAGCUAUCAUGUCUAAAUCUCAUAACAGGCAUUUCUUUUUCCAUAAAGAAAGCAACACGACUGUAUGGGAGAAACCAUCUAACACAAACUCAACCACUCAAGAUCAAGAACAAGUUCAACCUCAAUCACCUCCUCUCGCCACUACACAGGAAAACGUACCUGGUACAAUCGAAGAACCGCAAACUCAAGACGUAUCUUUGGCUGGACAAGUACAGAAUAACUCCAGUGGUAAUAACGUUUCUUCAGCGCAUAACUCUCGUUUGUCAAAACAACCUCCUUCUGGUCCUGCAAGACGUGAUCUCCCAUCACAACAGGAUGUACGUGGAGUAGAAGGGAAACCCCAUUAUGAUAAGUAUUGGGCACAGAGAGAUACGUCUUCCCACCCCAGUCAACAGAGCCAAACUCAAGAUAGACGAAGACCAAGGGAUCUUUCGCCUGGAGUUAAUAGAACGGGAUACGAUAGUCGACAAGGUGAUAGAGACUACAAACGAUUCAAGGGUGACGAUGAACGAAGAGCUGGUCCAGGGGAAAUUAGACGACAACAUGGUCCACCACCGAUCACUACCAGCAACUCCAGGCCAGCGGAUGUCCGUGAUUCACGAUCGUCUCAAGCGCCACCUAGCUCCGCUCCUGCUGAUGAUCCUAGAACAAGACCUUAUAAUGGUGCUUACGUCCCGCCAGUAGUCAAAUAUUCCAAUCAAACUCGCCCUCGAUCGCCUUCUCCACCUCCUCGUGGAAGUUCUGCCCCCUACAGACCACCCCCAUCAUCGAGGUAUUCAAGAGAUUCCAGAGGUCCACCGAGAGAUGAAGUUUAUUCUAGAUCACCGUUGCCUCCACCUUCGCGUGGUCAUGAUUAUCCUUCGUACCCCUCUAGAGGACCGCACCGCCCACCUGCAGUAGAUGAAGCGGAGAUUGAACGUGCUAAGAUCAGAGAAGAAGCUAGGAAAGCGCAAGAGAAGCUUGAGUUCCUCAAACAGGCUGAAGCGAGGUUGGAAAGGGAGAUGAGUGAGAAGAGGAAUGAUCCGUAUACUUCCAGAGGUCCUGGUCCAAGGAGAGGUGGUCCCCCUUACGACAGUCGAUCUGGUCCACCUUCAUCGUAUGAUCAAGAUAGACGACCAUACCCACCUAGAGAACAUAGUUCGAGACCACCCGAACCAUCAAGAUACGAUCGAAAGCCAUCUUAUGGCAGUUCGAGAGGAUACGAUAGUCGACCUCUACCCGCUUCCAGAGGUGUAUAUGCUGAAUCGACAAGAGGAGGGUAUGAUGAUAGAUCGACAAGAGGUGGAUAUGGAUAUGAUACUCGACCUCCUAGAGGUGCUUCUCCACCACCUUUCAGCGGUAGACCACGAUCGCCACCUCCCCCUUCCGGAGGUAGAUACUCCGAUUCGAGGAGAUCACCACCUCCACCGUCGUUUGCAUCGAGGUUAGGUCCAAGAUCGGACCAUGGGUAUGGCGGAGGCGAUAGAGAUCUGGCUAGUAGACUUGGACCGGGGAGAGGCAGAGGGAACGAAUUGGCUGCUGAACCUAUGUCUGAUCGAAGAUCGCCACCUCCUCCUCCCUCUUAUAGGGGUGCUGGUGCUAGACCAUUAGCGGAGAGGAUGUCGAUUGAUAGAGAUAGAGAACGAGGUGGGAGGUAG
Kwoniella mangroviensis CBS 8507 is the source of this 1920-nucleotide messenger RNA. RefSeq lists its product as uncharacterized. Bases 1 to 1920 code for a protein of 639 amino acids. NCBI's taxonomy places the organism in Eukaryota, Fungi, Basidiomycota, Tremellomycetes, Tremellales, Cryptococcaceae. The record is from RefSeq and is a predicted model, not a curated record. Gene Ontology annotation, molecular function: protein binding. The transcript is spliced from 6 exons.